This is a messenger RNA of Penicillium hordei, 912 nucleotides long. RefSeq names its product oxidase ustYa family protein. The coding region runs from base 1 to 912 and encodes 303 amino acids. The transcript is spliced from 3 exons. The record is from RefSeq and is a predicted model, not a curated record. Gene Ontology annotation, biological process: mycotoxin biosynthetic process. NCBI's taxonomy places the organism in Eukaryota, Fungi, Ascomycota, Eurotiomycetes, Eurotiales, Aspergillaceae.
AUGGAUACAUCUCCUAGGACCUCUGUCGAGAAGCUCAUCCAGCAUCCAAAGUCACCAUCCUUAGAUGAAUCUGAGGGGUCGGACUGGGCAAAGGAAAGCCAACGUGAGGGACCAAGGACACGGCGUAGGGUACUUGUUAUUUCCCUGAUUGUUAUAUCAUUUCUUAUCAAUAUUGCACUCGCCAUUGUUGUGUACAAUGCUCCCCAAGGGCAGAAGUCUGAUGCAGGACAGGGACGGGCACCGGCCGACACUGCCAUCUCAAAAAAGUUGGUGAAAUUCCAAAACGGCAUCAGCAGUGAUACAACACUAUAUCAAGGAAUGCCGACCACAGAAAACAACCGACUAUGGAAGGAACUUUAUGCUCGUGAGCUUGUCUGGUACUCAACAAACCUUGUUAGCUUUAUACUGACCCUAUGUCUAAUCAAAGACGAAAUGACUCGUAUAUCCUACGAGGAAGCCCUUCAACUCCCCAACAAGACAUCACCCGAGGCACCGUAUGAGGGGAGCGGCUAUCUCAUCGUUUUGAAUGUUUUCCACAACUUGCACUGCCUCGAUUCGAUACGGAAGGCAUUAUACUAUUUUGCAGACCCCAAAUGGACCGCCGAGGAUAACCCAUAUAUACACAUGGGUGACGGAGGUAUCGAUUCGAUGCUACAGGCCAUUGGCAAAAAUAUGGGUAUCACCCACGUCGACCAUUGCAUCGAUGCCCUGAGACAACAUCAAAUGUGUUCUGUGGAUAUAACGCCGAAUGUCUUUCAGUAUAGCCCUAAAGACUUUGGCAUACGCGCAAUGGCAAACGUUGUACACGAGUGUCGCGACUUCGAAAAGGUAGAAUAUCCGCUCAAAUUAAAGAUUGGGCGAGGAACCGCCGGGCACCGCCUUUCAAGGGAUUUGGCGAUGGCGAAGCCGUAG